GCCACAUCAGUCCUUCUGUAACACUUGCUUUUAGAAGAGGCCAGAGACCCAGCCACCACAGAUCUGCUCAGAUGUUCUUGAAGUUGAAGAUGAAAUCUCUUUCUGGACUCAAAGAUUCACAUCAUCUGUUCCUCCUGACUUGGUUGUUAGUCCAACAGGUGACAGGCCUGACUGAGCUUUCCAACCUGAACAUGGCCCCCGAUGCAUUUGAUGACCAGUAUGAGGGCUGUGUUGAAGAAAUGGAGAAAAAAGCACCCGAGCUGUUAAUGAAAGACUUCAACAUGAGCAGACAGUUAAAACUGGAGUGGGAAAGGGCAGGCCAAAAAUGGGAGAAAAUAAAAACCAGGAUGAGCUAUCCCAAAGGUUUCCAUGAUUUCCAUGGAACGGCUUUAGUGGCCUACACUGGGGACAUCCACAAAGAUUUUAAUGGCGCUGUUAGAGAAUUCAAGAAAAACCCCGGUAACUUCCAUUACAGGGCCUUCCAUUACUACUUAACAAGAGCCCUCCAGCUUCUGAGUAACCAGAAUUGUUAUUCCGUUUAUCGAGGCACCAAGGACAGGUUUCAUUACAGUGGGAAAGGCUCUGUGCGAUUUGGGCAGUUCGCUUCCUCGUCUUUGGAAAAGGAAGUGGCCCUUAAGAACUUUAGUGGUGCUGCUGGGACGCUGUACACCAUCAACACCUGCUUGGGGGUGUAUAUAAAAGCAUUUUCUUACUUCCCUCGUGAAGAGGAGGUGUUGAUUCCAGCCUAUGAAGUAUAUCACAAAGUCAGUGUAACACGAAGUGGAGAGGGGUAUGACAAGAUUUCCCUGGACUCCCCGCGAAGAGAGAAGAGCAACUUCAACUGCUUCUAUAGCGGUUCUACUGAAACAGGAGCCAGAAAUGGCUGUGCAUUCCUGCUGCUUGUGAUGCUACCUGGACUCCUGGUCUGGCUACUUCCUCUUGUUGAUCUGUAGCCAUUUCCUGCCUGCAGUUUUUGGGUCUGAGUGUUGAAGGGAGGCCGAGAGACAAGAACUUGGCUGGUUCUCUAAGAUAUAUGGUAGAAGGAAGGGUGGGAUCAUUUUGGGGAGAUCUACUUUCACACUCAAUGGUUUCUGUAGACACCCUGGAACCUCCUGGGUCUAUGGGUGAAACUUUACUCUCUAAUUUCAGAUUUACUGCCUUUUUAUCAUUACUGUUACGAAAAGCAAUGUUUGUCUGUCUGAUCAGCACUAACAGUUUUAAAGUAUGCAAUAUAUGAUGAAUGCUACAACUCAGAGAAAUAAAUGGUUUAUAGCCACA
Molecule: messenger RNA, 1278 nt
Organism: Myodes glareolus (Bank vole)
Lineage: Eukaryota; Metazoa; Chordata; Mammalia; Rodentia; Cricetidae
Product: T-cell ecto-ADP-ribosyltransferase 2-like
Molecular function (GO): NAD+ poly-ADP-ribosyltransferase activity; NAD+-protein-arginine ADP-ribosyltransferase activity
Source: RefSeq, a predicted model, not a curated record